AUUACUCUUUUGACAGAGAAAUUUUACGCACGUUCGUUUUAUAAUGACAUUUGUACGCACGCUUUACAUUUUGAUUGUCGUUUUUGCAGAAAACAAGGAAAAAUCGCUCGUUCGAUGUAUCGUUAACCUCAAGGAGACCGAGCUUGUACAUCUAUCCCAGCAAUUAAAUCCUUUGGAAUGUUUGCAGCUCGUAAAAGCUGUGUAUGAAUUGUCUCCAUCGGGAGAAGAACGCGAAGAGAAGAAAUAUAGAGUGUUAAAUGGAGAUUUAACUCGUUUGUCGGCUACUCCGAACGAGUGUCUCGUUAACCUCGAAGAAUGGAACAAUGACUUUCCAAAAGGUCCAAAAUUCGGAGGACGUUCAGCAAUGGAGAUGACGCUGAGAUGGUUAGGACGACCUGACCUGGCAAAGUAUGUGAGAGAAAAUCGCAGAUCGAUUAAAUUCCUCGAUAGGGAGGAUUACGAUAUAGCCGAUACGUUAGAAUUUCCAGGACACAAAGUGUCAAGGAGGCAUAGCCCUGAGAAUAGCAAGUAUUCAUCGGCAAAAGGAAAGCAGGAAAAGAAGAAAAGAGGGCAUCAAAGACACACUUCCGCGACGUCGCAUAAAGGGAUUCAUAGAGCAAUGGCUGCAGCAACGGGACACAGCGCUAACACUGGGCCAAUUUUAAAACAUUUCAGUCAUAAGGUUCGCGAACUGAAAAAGAAAGAAAAUAAAUCGCAGUCGAAGAAGGGUUACCUUGAAGAGCACCGAUCAAUUUAUGGGUCAAUCGUGGUUGUUCUAUUUUUCAUUGUUCUUUGUCUCGUGGCAGCCUACUUCCUUCAUAGACGAAAUCUUUCCAAGACCCGUGGUACGCGAUUCAAGUACAGUUGGUUGCCAGAUAAAAAGGACAAGGACACUCUUACCGAUCACAUCGAAUGGAACGAUGAACCUUUCUGCUCCUGUUCGGAUGUCGAGGUUGGAUGUACGGGAAAAUGUGCCACGUGUAGUAGAAAUUAUCAAAUUCUUUCUGAUGUUCCCAAUAAACACGUGAAUUCGGUUUGCGUGCAAAAACCGAAAGACAGGAAACGAAAGAAGAGACAACGGUUCAGUUUUCUUCAAAAAUGUUCUCAGGACAAGAAACGGGAGAAGGACCAGGAAAAUCGGGAUAGGAAAUCUGCUGCAAAAGCAUCAUUGAAAUUACGUAAUGCAUCUUGUGCGUACUUUAUCGAUAAUACAUCAGCAUCUUUCCACGACUUAAGGAAAACUUUAGAGAAAUGCGUUACAAAGAAACGAGAAAAGCAUCCAAUUAUUUCCCAAGGAGACUAUCGACAAUGUGCAUGCUGCAAGUGUAAUUUAAGCUCUAAAGAGAAGAUGAUUCGCGAAAGAAAGGAGAAUGAAAAGAGAGGACUGUAUAAAUUGAAACCGAAAAGAAAGAAAGAAAAAAGACGAAAAGAAGAUUUGCGGAGAGUAGAGAAAUAUGGAAACGUAUGUUACAGGGAUACAUGUAAAUGAAUUACUACUUGGAAAGGAAGAGGCAUGGAAAUAUAAUAAUAUCCAAUAAGAAAUAAAAAAUGCAAUGUUUUUGUAUUAAUACAAGGCGUUUAAUAUAAUCUUAGGUAAUAAAGUAUGCUAAAGAUCUUCAAAUAAUAUGUCAAUUACACAUUGAAAUGAACGAAUUGUAUACGAAAUAAAUCGAUAACUUCGAUAAAAUCAUUGCCUAAUGU
Molecule: messenger RNA, 1701 nt
Organism: Hylaeus anthracinus
Lineage: Eukaryota; Metazoa; Arthropoda; Insecta; Hymenoptera; Colletidae
Exons: 7
Coding region: 44-1489 (481 amino acids)
Source: RefSeq, a predicted model, not a curated record